AUGCCGUUUUCCGCCUCAAUCUCAUCGCCAUCUUCUCUCGCGCUCCGAACUCGAUCGCCUCUCUCCUUCUUCCUCUUCACUCCCAAAACCCUGAUCUUCUCCAGAACCAGGAUCCCUGAUUUUCCUUCUUCCCUUUUUGCUUCCCGGCGACCCCGCAACGGGAGGGAUGAUUUCGUCGACGAUACGCGGAGCUGGAACGGGAAGAUCAGACCGGAGUAUAGGUUCGAUGAGGAUUACGAAGGGGAAGAAGACGAAGACGAUCAGGAGGAAGAAGAUCGAAGCUUGGAUCUGCUGCUCAGAUUUGUCGAGAAUGUCUUCAGGAAGGUUUCCAAGAGAGCAAGGAAAGCCGUCCGAUCAAUUUUGCCUGUUUCCAUCUCUACCAAGCUCGUGGGUUUCUCAGUGAACGGCGUACUUAUACUUGCAUUUUUGUGGAUCUUGAAGGCCUUUCUCGAGGUGGCUUGCACGCUUGGAACUAUAGUAUUUACGAGCAUUCUAUUUAUACGGGGGCUAUGGGCCGGUGUAGCAUACGUACAAGAAAGCCGCAACAACAGGAUCAAUGAACUCGGUGAUGACCCGCGUGCAUGGAACGGGGUGCAACCAGUUUAG
Molecule: messenger RNA, 606 nt
Organism: Thlaspi arvense
Lineage: Eukaryota; Viridiplantae; Streptophyta; Magnoliopsida; Brassicales; Brassicaceae
Source: the annotation of a GenBank genome assembly